Molecule: messenger RNA, 4590 nt
Organism: Cuculus canorus (common cuckoo)
Lineage: Eukaryota; Metazoa; Chordata; Aves; Cuculiformes; Cuculidae
Product: kyphoscoliosis peptidase-like
Exons: 7
Coding region: 421-2991 (856 amino acids)
Source: RefSeq, a predicted model, not a curated record
UGACACUAGCAAGGUGCAAGAAAAAGAAAAAAGAUGUGCCUGGUUUGGCACAUGUAUAAAAGCGAUGGAGGCUGUCGGGAGCUGCCUGCCUUUUGCAAAUGGUGGGGAGCCACGGCUGUGCCACGAGCAGGUGCAGAGAUGUAACUGCUGAUGCCCCACCAAGUAUUUGCACUUGAAAAUAAGCUAAGAGCUUCUCUAUAGCAUCAUCAACACACCUUCCUUCCUGAAGUGGGAAAAAAUCACUACUUUUGGUUAAACUCAGCUGACCAAAUCCUGGUUUGCUGUAAUUAACCACACAGACAGGCAGGCUCUGAAGUAAUCAGCCCAGUGCACAUUCUUCUUUUGCAAAAACAUCGUCUGUCUUUCCAUCUGCAGACCUCCGUGGUUUGUGGUUUCUUCACCCCCUUCCCCACUGCGCAGAUGAAGACCAGCUAUGACAGAGGAAAGUCAACCAAAACCCAGACUAUCAAAGCAAAAGAGCUGAUCCCCUCCCAUAGCUCCAGGAACGGGAACCACCGUGAAAAACAAACCACCCAAAGCACAUUGAGAUGGGCCCAUCCCAGGAACCAUGAAGAAAAUAUGAUGACAUCCUGGGCAGAAAACAUCUCUCCUGGCUGGGAGGAAGCUCAGAUGUCAGAUGUCUGUAAUGGCAACUUUCCCCUGGGACAUAUUUCUGAAGAGAUAGGCUGCAAGACCUCAGAGAAACUCCCCCACCAAGUCACCAACGCAAACAGGAGCAAGGAGCAGGUGCUAAAGAAAGUCUCAGCUACGCAAGAAGUAAGAGAGGAGCCCAAGGAUUCUCCCUCCAAGGGGAUUUUUGCAUUUUGGGCAGAAAAAGUUAACAACAGCAGUGAAAAGACCUGUCGAAAGCUACUACAGAAGCCGUCUGUGAUUGUGGGCAGUAGUACUCCAGCCCUCCUUCCCAAGGAAAGGCUUAGGAGCUUGGGAGAGAAGCAAAAUGAAAAGCCCCAGAGAAAGACCAGAAGAGAGCUCUUCUCUGACUCGAAGGUUUUCAGCCAUGUAGAUAACCACGUCCUACAUGUGAGCCAGCAGCUGAAGUCCGGGCACACUGGGUUGUCCAUCCAUUCCAUCACUCCCCUGAUCACUGCUAAAUCUCAAAGCAAACUGGAGACAGUGCGGGCAAUAUGGUUCUGGCUCUGCCACAACAUCGAAUAUGAUGUGGACGGCUUCUUGGGAUUGUCUCAGAAGAUCCAUGUGCCAGAGCAAGUCCUGCAAACGGGAAGAGCUGUGUGUUCUGGUUAUGCCCGUUUAUGCCAGGAAAUGUGCAGGGAGGCAGGUUUGAGCUGUGUGAAGGUCCCAGGGUUUGGCCGGAGCCCCAGCUCCUGUGGAGGCCAGUGGUGCCAGCAGCAGAAGAGCAGCCACAUGUGGAACGCGGUGGAGCUGGAAGGACAGUGGUGCCUCCUGGAUGCUUGCUGGGGUGCAGGGAUCGUGGAUGUAGAGAACAGGGUGUUCAUGCCAAGGUAUGAUGAUUUUUUCUUCCUUACCGACCCUGAGCACUUCAUCGAGACCCACUGGCCAGAGGACCCCCAGUGGCAGCUUCUUCAAUCCCCCAUCUCACGAGAAGACUUUGAGCAGAGGGUUUUUAAAACUUCUGAUUUUUUCAGACUUCAGCUCUCCCUCCUUUCUCCAAACACUUCCCUCCUCAAAACAGCCCAUGGGGAGGUGUCAGUGAUGCUGGGAAGCACCCACCCAACAGAGUUCACCUACCAGCUCUCCAAACUCCAGGGCACCACAAAUGGAGAGGAUGUAGGCACGGUUCAUGGGAUGAUGAUGGUGUCUGAGAACAACAUGACAAUCAAGGUGACUCCUCCAACCCAGGGCUUGUUUGACCUCAUGAUCUUCGCACGCCACGCUGACUCUCAGGACCCUUACAACUGGGUCUGCUCCUAUCAGAUCCAGUGUCUGGAUCCACACAACACAGAGCAACUGCCUGAAAAUCCAUUUCAUUUCUGGGGCCUUCACCAAAAGGUGAGAGAUUUUGGCAUCGAGGAGAGCAGCCACAAAGAGGAACUGCUUGUUGCUCCACAGGGAACUUUACUCUUGACUCUCCAGACAUCCCGACCCUUGCUUGCCAUGUAUGAGUUGGUUAAUAAAGAUUUAGAUGCUGCUCUGAGCAAGAAGUGCCUGGCCGCUCAAGCUGAGGAGGAGAAACUGAGUUGCCACAUGCUCUGUCCUUUCCAGGGUUACUACAGGCUGUCUGUGUUUGUGAAAGAUUUAGGAGGCAACACCUUCAGGAACGCAGCCAAUUUCCUCAUUCGUUGUUUGAAUCCUGUCAACCAGAAUGAACUCUUCCCUUCAGGGCUGAGCAUACACUGCGGGAGUGGGAUCAGCUCCAGAGACCGCGGCCUCUCCAACCCCAGCCACUCUUCCCCCAUCAUCACCACCAAGCUGGGGAAGUGCAACAUCACCUUCCACACACACCCUGAUGUUGAGUUGACUGCCAGCUUGAGUAAGGACAAAGUCAUCAAUGCCAAGUACCCCUUGGAGAGGUACACCCUGGUCACCCACCUGAGGACUAAAGUCAGCGUGUGCGUUGUGCUCCCAGAGUCAGGUGUCUACAAAAUGGGGCUUUUUGGGAGAAGCGAGGACCAUAAAGACUUUGCUCAUAUUUGUGACUAUGUUAUACGUUGCUUCUCGGAUCCCAGCUGGCCUCCCUUCCCCAGGGUGUACAGCCUGUGGAGGAGAGGGUGUGUAUUGCUCGAGCCACGCGCAGGGGUGCUCCAAGACCAGAGUUGGGUCCGGUUCAGGGUCAAGGUGCCCAAAGCCUACCAAAUUGUCAUCCUUGGGGAAGAGAAGACAGUGCUGCAGCAGAGUCCAAACAUGGUCUGGGAAGGGGACGCGUUCACUGGGGCUGUGGGGACGCAGGUCAAACUGGCAGCCAAGUUCAGCCAGCACUGUUCCUCCCUGGAGGUCAUCCUGGCCUUUGAGGUGGGAGAUGGCUCACCUGCCUCCCUGGGUUGGUCGGGAUAAGCCACAGCGAAGGGCUGGAUGUUCUGAGAAGGACUGAAAAAGCCAGGGAAGGAAGCAAAUGCUCUCGAGACUGGAGGAUGUUGAGGAGACACAGACAAAACUCCCAGAACUCUCUGGCACGCCGGGGGGGAGUCUGGGUGUUACCCGCAGAGCUUUUCUUCCCUCAGGAUAUGCAGAUAGUUGCUGGGGCCUCCUAUCCCACUUGGAGAUGUUGCCGCCGUUUAAAUCAGCACCAACAUAUGGAAGGCUCCUAAUAUUUUGCUUCUGUCAGAGGAAACCAUUGUUCAGCUUCUCUACAGGAAGGAUGUCUCACUGCUUAUUACCAGCUUGAAUAAUUGUUUGGAAUGUUAUAUUUGACAUUUAGUCAAGAACUUGGAAACCCACAUAGUUUCUUUCUCUUAAGAGGAUAACAACAACGAUAAUAAAAGAAAAACAACACCAAAAAAACAAAGACAAAAAAAAAAAAGCCCAAACUGCAGCCAACAUCUUCAGCUGGUAGCAAGAUUUUUAAAACAUAAAUAUAAACUAAAGCAAAGACCUCCUGGCAGAGAGACUGUGCUUGGCCAGAGGAAAGGGAAAAGGAAGAAAAGAGAUGCUGUAUUUUAUCAUCUAUGUCUUUAAAAUAUCUUCCAGGUUUUUAUUAUCAAGGAUGACAUGUAGAUAUACACUUAGAAGAGCAUUGAUGGCUUAAAACAAAGAGAGGUAGCAGGAAAGGAAGCAGCUUUGUAACCAAAGUGUCUAAUCCCUGAGCAGAAAGCACAGACAUCUCUGCUCCUAAACUCUGACACAUGCUGCAAAGCACCACAAAAACCUACUUACUGAAAGCAAACUCAAUUUCCAUACUUAGGUGGAAGAACAUGGGCUAGAAGAUACACAGUGAAAGUACUUCUCCAUGCCUGCACUGGACUGAUGCUUGAAAUGAGGAUUCUGGUUAUGAUAAUGAAGAUCCGUGGGUUAUUUUGGGGUGCUGGAAAACGAUCUGCUUUCUUCAGGUUCAGCAACUUAAAUUUGACUUAUAGCAAAAGUUCAAGUAGAUUGGUACCUUUUCCUGGUCUUACAAAUCAGUCAAUGCCGCUAAAGUAUCAGGACCCACAUUUCACACCAAACUUGCUGGAACCACACUAACGUGUUGGAAAUUUCCCCUGAAGACAAAGUGCAAGGAGUACUUUGAAUUAAGGGAAGAACUUGCGAUGGUAGACAUGGCUAAACUCUUGCCCGUGGUGCUAGAGAACAGAAUCACAGAAUCACAGAAUCACAAGGUUGGAAAGGACCCAUUGGAUCAUCGAGUCCAACCAUUCCUAACACUCCCUAAACCAUGUCCCUCAGCACUUCAUCCACCCGUUCCUUAAACACCUCCAGGGAAGGUGACUCGACCCCCUCCCUGGGCAACUGUUCCAGUGCCCAAUAACUCUUACUGUGAAGAAUUUUUUUCUGAUAUCCAACCUGAACCUCCCCUGACGGAGCUUCAGGCCAUUCCCUCUUGUCCUGUCCUCAGUCACUUGGGAGAAGAGCCCAGCUCCCUCCUCUCCACAACCUCCUUUCAGGUAGUUGUAGAGAGUAAUAAGGUCUCUGUUCUGACCUAUGUUCCAGCUUCUCUAC